Messenger RNA from Acanthosepion pharaonis, 1017 nucleotides. NCBI's taxonomy places the organism in Eukaryota, Metazoa, Mollusca, Cephalopoda, Sepiida, Sepiidae. The record is from the annotation of a GenBank genome assembly.
AUGUUUACAGACGUCCACCAUCGCAGCUCGGUCCAUGGAGCCAUAGUUGGUCACCGCCUUGCUCAUGCGUCCUCCCGUGGAGUGACCGGAGGGGUACAGCAGCGUCCAGUCAGUGUCAUAGGUCACAUCAGUUCUUCAUCUUCCCACGUUUCUUCCUCUGACCAUGCGAGCACACACCAAAGAUUUGAAACUUCUGUUGAUGGCUGUGGUCGUGGUGCUGAGGCGGAAGGGGAGCGUCACAUCGACCAAGUUCUGCAGGAUUACCCCUGGUUCCAUGGUCUGUUGCUGCGACGAGAUGCUGCACAGUUAGUGCUGCAGCAGGGACCUCUGGGACAUGGAGUCUUCCUAGUGCGACAGAGCGAGACCCGAAAGGGUGAAUAUGUUCUUACUUUCAACUUUCAAGGCAGAGCCAAGCAUCUAAGAAUGACGAUUCAAGAUGAUGGCCAAUGCCGUGUUCAGCAUUUGUGGUUCCAGACGGUAUUCGACAUGUUGGAGCAUUUUCGAAGCCACCCAAUCCCCUUGGAAUCGGGUGGAGCUUCAGAUGUCACGCUCACCGACUAUGUUAUCUCAAUGGAGAGGCCGCGCACACCUUCCACGCUUCCGCGUAAUUCUCCACGCCAAAUGUCCAAUUCUGGUCGCUCAUCGUCUACAUCCAACCUGGGCAUGAGGAAUGGUGCUAACCCCGUGCCUCUGGGUGGAGUCAAUGGCAUGGGUAGUGGAGCUGUCGGUGGAAGUGGGACUGGCCUGGGUGGAACAGGUGGCCACAUUGGAGCAGGACCUGGUCUCCAAGUGGCUGGUGUCGGAGGUGGAGCACCUGGCAGUGGGCCAACUGGAGGCCCGGGUGGAGGAGGAGGCGCAGGAGGUAUAACGGAAAAUGGCAGGGAUGUUAUCGUUGUUAGUGGCUCAGUGCGGUCGAGAACUGAGUCAAUUGAAAACGUUGUCCGUGAACAGUCACAGGGUACCCAACAGCAAGUUUCUCAUGGGCGUGCUAUUGAGAACCACUAUUCUUUUGUAUAA